AGCCGGCCAUUAGGGUCAGGGGUGGUCAGGGAGACCACGGGUCCACUGGACAUGGUAACGCAGGGGAAUCAUAGGGAGCGUAUCAGUCUCUAUAUUAUUGAUUCGCCUGCGUUUCCAGUGGUGCUAGGGAUUCCCUGGCUGGCCCGGCACAAUCCUACAAUUUUGUGGAGACAGGGGGUGGUCAGGGGAGUGUUCUGGAAGGUGUCUGGGAGUUUCCGUCGGUGCCACCUCGGUGGAAAUUCCUGACCAGGGUCCCACAGUGUGCAUUCCCCCCGAGUAUGCCGAUUUAGCAAUCGCUUUUAGUAAAAAGAAGGCGACUAAAUUACCACCACAUCGACCGGGAAGGGAUUGUGCGAUAGAUCUCCAGGGUAACGCUGCGCUUCCCAAGAGUCACGUGUACCCAUUGUCCCAAGAGGAGACGUUGGCUAUGGAGACAUAUAUCACGGCGUCUCUGGGACAGGGGUACAUUCGGUCCUCCAUUUCACCCGUCUCCUCGAGUUUCUUUUUUGUGAAGAAAAAGGAGGGAGGUUUGCGUCCGUGUAUUGAUUAUAGAGGUCUAAAUGCCAUCACAGUGGGGUUCAGCUACCCACUACCUCUCAUUGCUACGGCAGUGGAAUCCUUUCAGGGAGCGCAGUUCUUCACAAAAUUGGAUCUCAGGAGCGCGUAUAGCCUGGUGCGUAUUCGGAAGGGAGACGAGUGGAAAACCGCAUUCAGUACCACAUCGGGCCACUAUGAGUACUGCGUCAUGCCGUAUGGGUUAAAAAAUGCUCCAGCCGUUUUCCAAUCCUUUGUAGACGAGAUUCUCAGGGACCUGCACGGUCAGGGAGUGGUUGUUUAUAUCGAUGACAUUCUGAUCUACUCGGCCACUCACGCCGCGCAUGUGUCUCUGGUACGCAAAGGUGCUUGGUAGACUGCUGGAGCAUGACCUAUACGUCAAUGCUGAGAAGUGUGUUCUCCAAACGAGCCGUCUCCUUUCUGGGUUAUCGCAUGGGUUUUGCCAACUACUACCGGAGGUUUAUCCGGGGUUUUGGCCAGGUAGCAGCUCCCAUUACCUCAAUGCUGAAGGGUGGCCCGUUGCGGUGGUCAGCCGAGGCGGACAGAGCUUUCAACAAGUUGAAGGCGCUGUUCACGGAGGCACCCGUGUUGGCGCAUCCGGACCCCUCUCUAGCAUUUAUAGUGGAGGUGGACGCGACCGAGGCUGGGGUGGGUGCCGUGCUAUCACAGCGCUCGGGUACGCCACCAAAACUCCAACUCCGCCCCUGCGCUUUCUUCUCGAGGAAGCUCAGCCCAGUGGAGCGUAACUAUGAUGUGGAGGACCGGGAGUUGUUAGCGGUGGUCAGGGCUCUGAAGGUGUGGAGACACUGGCUUGAGGGGGCUAAGCACCCCUUUUUCAUCUGGACCGACCACCAAAAUCUGGAGUAUAUUCGGGCAGCUAGGAGACUGAACCCGCGUCAGGCAAGGCCGGUGGUAGCUGGUCCCCUACAGGACGGUGAGGUGCCGGAGGUCCCUCCUCCCCCUCUGGACAUCGAGGGGUCCCCGGCGUAUACGAUACGGGCCAUUCUGGACUCGAGACGCCGGGUGAGGGGCCUGCAGUACCUCGUGGACUGGGAGGGGUACGGUCCGGAGGAGAGGUGCUGGGUACCGGUGGGGGACAUUUUGGAUCCGUCAAUGUUGAGGGAUUCCCAUCGCCUCCAUCCGGAUCACCCUGCGCCUCGUCCUCCGGGUGGACCUCGAGGCCGGUGUCGGUGCGCUCUGGGAGCCGGGCGUCAAGGGGGGUUUUUCCUGGACAGUUUAAGUCCCCCUGUUUGGGGCGUUUAUGAGGAGGACCAAGACAGCCGUGACAGAAUCACCCACCAAAAAAGGACCAAGCGGCAUGGUAAUGGGCAGCAGCAGCAGCGAUGUCAGGAUUUCUGGACAUGGGAGCGAGAUCUGGACUGUGUCACUACUUGGGAGGAGAUAGACAGGUGGGUGGUCGACCCAGGGAGAGUGCCGGAGCCCGCCUGGGAUUCUCUGGAGCAGUGUGAGGAGGGAUACUGGCAAAUGGAGUCAGCACGGCGGCGCUGUAGGAAGCCCGAGAGGCAGCCCCAAAACUUUCUUGGGGGGAGGCACAGGGAGUGUGGCAAAGCCAGGUAG
Molecule: messenger RNA, 2133 nt
Organism: Oncorhynchus nerka (sockeye salmon)
Lineage: Eukaryota; Metazoa; Chordata; Actinopteri; Salmoniformes; Salmonidae
Exons: 4
Coding region: 922-2133 (403 amino acids)
Source: RefSeq, a predicted model, not a curated record